This is a messenger RNA of Dama dama (fallow deer), 2163 nucleotides long. RefSeq names its product 4-hydroxy-2-oxoglutarate aldolase 1 (gene HOGA1). The record is from RefSeq and is a predicted model, not a curated record. The transcript is spliced from 7 exons. Gene Ontology annotation, biological process: N-acetylneuraminate catabolic process. Gene Ontology annotation, molecular function: 4-hydroxy-tetrahydrodipicolinate synthase activity; N-acetylneuraminate lyase activity. Bases 364 to 1347 code for a protein of 327 amino acids. NCBI's taxonomy places the organism in Eukaryota, Metazoa, Chordata, Mammalia, Artiodactyla, Cervidae.
GACAGGAAGCCAGCCUGGCUCCUGGCUUUGGGGCUGGGAACUGUGGGAGGAGGGCCCAGGCCCCACUGGAGGCAACCUUUAGUAUCAAGACCCCAGGAACCAAUCCUCUGUCCAGAAAGAGGGACACAGGCUUGUGGCAUUUCUCCAGAGACUCUCUAGGGGAGGGAGGACCUCCCUGGAACCAUAGGCCUAGCCUCUGACCCUGGAAACACCCAGCUUGGGCCUGCCUGAGGGCCAACAAGUCAGGGCAGGGGGCAGCAAAUUUUUAACUUGGAACGUUGAUCAUUAACAGGGGUAGGAAAGAGUCCAAACUCAGCAUUCCUUGAGGGCAGAGACCAGCUUGAUCUCGAGCCUCCUGUGGAGAUGCUGGUCCCCCAAGUCUGGUCCUCUGUGAGGCCGGGGCUGAGCAAGUUCUUGUCCAGGACCCUGGGGGGCUGGCCCUCAGGGGAGGGGAGGAGGAUGGACCUCUCGGGCAUCUACCCGCCUGUGACCACCCCUUUCACUGCCACGGCCGAGGUGGACUAUGGGAAACUGCAGGAGAAUCUGCAUAAACUGGGCACCUUUCCCUUCCGAGGCUUCGUGAUCCAGGGCUCCAAUGGUGAGUUCCCCUUCCUGACCAGCAGUGAGCGCCUGGAGGUGGUGAGCCGUGCACGCCAGGCCCUGCCCAAGGACAAGCUCCUGCUGGCCGGCUCCGGCUGCGAGUCUACUCAGGCCACGGUGGAGAUGACGGUGAGCAUGGCCCAGGUCGGAGCUGACGCCGCCAUGGUGGUGACCCCUUGCUACUAUCGUGGCCGCAUGAGCAGCGCCGCCCUCAUUCACCACUACACCAAGGUGGCUGACCUGUCUCCAAUUCCUGUGGUGCUGUACAGUGUCCCAGCCAACACGGGGCUGGACCUGCCGGUGGAUGCGGUGGUCACGCUUUCCCAGCACCCCAAUAUUGUGGGCAUCAAGGACAGCGGGGGUGACGUGACCAGGAUUGGGCUGAUUGUUCACAAGACCAGGAGUCAGGAUUUCCAGGUGUUGGCCGGAUCGGCUGGCUUCCUGCUGGCCAGCUAUGCCAUAGGAGCUGUGGGGGGCGUGUGUGCCCUGGCCAAUGUCCUGGGGGCUCAGGUGUGCCAGCUGGAGCGACUCUGCCUCACAGGGCAAUGGGAAGAUGCCCAGAAACUGCAGCACCGCCUCAUCGAGCCAAACACUGCGGUGACCCGGCGCUUCGGGAUCCCAGGGCUGAAGAAAACCAUGGACUGGUUUGGCUACUACGGAGGCCCCUGCCGCUCCCCCUUGCAGGAGCUGAGCCCCGCCCAGGAGGAGGCGCUGCGCCUGGACUUCGCCAGCAACGGGUGGCUCUGAGCGCCGGCGGGACUGCCAGACCACGCCCACCUCAGCCUCCCGCCGGGUGGCGGCGGCCUGAAGGAAAGGCGGGGAGAGGAGGGCUCAGGGCUCGAGGCUCCUCUUCUUACUUCAGUCCUCCAGGUAGACUUUCUCCAGGCACUACCAGGCAUGCCCAUUUCCUGUCCUCCCAGCCCCCGAUCUCUGAUCUCUGGGUAUUUGUAUCCUGAACUCUGGGUCUUUAGAGACCUUCAGUGUAGGAAGGAACAUGACUUAUAUAUCUCUCUACUGUGCUUUUCUGUCCCCUGAGACCCGUGAACCAGGAGUCAGACGGGAAGGGUGUCGGGCACAGAAAGGCUAUGUUUUAAUGGCAGGAAGACUGCUUAGGCUUGAGGGUACAAACCUGUGUCCAGCACAGCGCAGCAGGAAGCUGGUGUAAUUCUAAGAGCCCUAGUUCUGACUCCUUCCAGGAGAAGCGGUAGGUUGGAAAAUUUGAUCAGAAAGCCGUCACUGGUCUUUGACAGUCCCCCAAGCUACACUGUAGUCCUUUCCUAAAUCUAUUUUGAUUCAUCUCAUAUUGUCUCUAGCCUUGAUCCCAGCCAUCAAAUGUACCAGUGAGACAGCCCAGUGACUUAACCAGAACUGGUAAACAAUGACACCUGGUGGAUAAAUGUGACAUUCUAGAAGGCUAUGCUAGCCAACCCAGGUCUGAAACAUUAAGAACGGGGACUUGACCUGAGAAAAGACCAUCUUCUUGCCUAUACACACUCUGCUUUUAUUAUUAAAAACAGUUACUUUGUUAUUGCAAUAAAGUUUAAUUUAAAAAAAAAGUAAAAA